CUUUUGUGGUAUUCGGUGAAAAGGCGUCGUCGGAGGAGAAUAACAUUGCGAAAAUAAACAGAUUUGAGCGGCUAUUCGCACUGAAAACUUGCCAGAAAGUGGCUAAAUAUUAGCUGGAGAGGCAGUGCAUCCGCCUGGAGCUGUGUGAGAUGAGUGAAGCCGCGAGUCGCAGCGAGGAUUUCGUUUAGAAAGAGUGCGCAAAACAAAGCUUCGGCCGUGCAUAUACAGAAACGCAGCCAUGGCGGCCCGGUUGAGGGUGGGAGUGGGUGGCAAUGGGAGUGUGGGGUUAGCUUUGGGAAUGAGGAAAAUACCGAGUUUGUUGGUUUUUGUGGUUUCCGUGGGGCUAUGCGUGUUCUUUCUUACCAGCGGAGCGCACGCCAACUCCCAGAACGCCAUCGAGGAACCAGCGCGACGCCACCACCAGCGCCAGCGCCAUCACGAGCACGACAAGGAGCGAGUGGAGGACAACGGCUACUGUGCCCCCUACAACGGCAAGGUGUGCAAGCAGUACAUUGUCGGUCAGGUGUGGUACAGCCUGGACGACCCCACGGGUGGCUGGAAGAACGAGCAGACCACCACGGCGCUGUGGGACGAACUGAUAAGCGACCUCACGGGUCUGUGCCGCGAGGCGGCCGAGAAAAUGCUGUGCGCCUAUGCGUUUCCCAACUGCCAUGUGGAGGAGGGCAGGGCUGUGAAGGCUCCACUCUGCUUCGAGGACUGCCAGGCCACGCAUUUGCAGUUCUGCUACAACGAUUGGGUGCUCAUCGAGGAGAAGAAGGAGCGCAAUAUGUUCAUCAAGAGUCGCGGCUCCUUCCGGCUGCCCAACUGCUCCGCUCUGCCGCACUACGACACCUCCAUGCGGCGGCCCAACUGCUCGUACAUAGGCCUCACCGAGAUCAAGGAGUCGGAAGUUAGCUACGACUGUCGAAAUGGCAAUGGACGCUUCUAUUUGGGGACCAUGAACGUGACCAAGUCGGGCAUUCCCUGCCAGCGCUGGGACACACAGCAUCCGCACAAGCACAUCCAGCCACCACUGGUGUUUCCGCAGCUGCUCGAGGGCGAGAACUACUGCCGGAAUGCGGGCGGAGAGGAGGAGCAGCCCUGGUGCUACACAGUGGACGAAUCCGUGCGCUGGCAGCACUGUGACAUUCCCAUAUGCCCCGACUAUGUGGAUCCCAAUGCCAGCGACCUGAAUACGCCCAUCAAGAUGGAGAAGUUUUUCACUCCCUCAAUGAUUUUCCUGCUGGCGGGGAUCGGUUUCAUAGGGAUCGUUGCCCUCCACCUGUUGAUAUUGCUAGUCUACAAGCUGUCCAAGCACAAGGAUUACUCCCAGCCGCCGGGAGGAACUGGAAACGGAACUGGUGCAGGAGGAGCUAUGGGUGGUGGAUCUGCUGGCGAUUGCAAUGCCUCGAUGCGCGGCGGCGAGUGCGGCGGCAACUUGGCCACCAGUCGGGAGACGCUGGGAGGCAACACGAACACCCUGGCCAAGUGGGGCACCAUCCGCAGCACAGCCACCAUCCACAGCAAUUGUGUGACCCUCACCACGGUGGCCAUCCAGGAUACGAAGGGUAAGCAGAAUGCCCGUCUGGAGAAGCUCGAGUAUCCACGGGGCGAUAUUGUGUACGUGCGAAGCCUCGGCCAGGGCGCCUUCGGUCGGGUGUUCCAGGCCAAGGCACCCGGUCUGGUGCCUGGUCAGGACGAUCUCCUGGUGGCCGUCAAGAUGCUGAAGGACGAUGCCAGCGAUCAGAUGCAAAUGGACUUCGAGCGGGAGGCCUGCCUGCUGGCCGAAUUCGAGCAUCCGAACAUCGUGAAGCUGCUCGGCGUCUGCGCCCUGGGUCGGCCCAUGUGCCUGCUCUUCGAGUACAUGGCGCCGGGAGAUCUGAGCGAGUUCCUGCGCGCCUGCUCACCCUUUGCCACCCACCAGGCUCAGCCUCGCGAUCGCCUGCAGCUCAACGAGAAGCAUCUGCUGCAGAUGGCCGCCGACAUUGCGGCGGGAAUGCUCUACCUGUCGGAGCGGAAGUUCGUCCACCGCGACCUGGCCACCCGCAACUGCCUGAUCAACGAGCACAUGACUGUGAAGAUAGCCGACUUCGGGCUCUCGCACAAGAUCUAUCUGCAGGACUACUACAAGGGGGACGAGAACGACUUCAUACCCAUACGCUGGAUGCCGCUGGAGAGCAUUCUGUACAACAAAUUCUCGCUGGAGUCGGAUGUGUGGGCCUACGGCAUCGUGCUCUGGGAGGUCUUCUCCUUCGCCCUGCAGCCGUACUUCGGGCUCACCCACGAGGAGGUCAUCAAGUACAUCAAGGAGGGCAAUGUUCUCGGCUGUCCGGACAACACGCCGCUCUCCGUCUACGCGCUAAUGCGUCGGUGCUGGAACCGUAAGUCCAGCGAGCGACCGGGCUUUGCCGAGAUCAAUCACUGCAUCCAGCACAGCAUAGCAGAGAACGAGUGCAAGGCAAUGCUCUAGAGCUCCAUCGAAUUCAAACAACAGCAAUAACUCCGUCGCGUUUCACACGUCUGCAAUGAAUCCGUAAUCCAUAAAUCGUAAACAGAAUGCUCGUCCGUUGUCUUCCGGGACAGGCCAUACAACGAUUAAACAUAUACAGCAAGACACUCUCUUAUACACACACACAUAUGUAGAUGAUUGAUAAAUUGAUAUUGAUUUCCCAGAUCAGAGGGACAGGCGCUGAUAACUCGCAAGGAAUUGAUUGUCUCCCAUUCACUGGAUGCUUCCACGUCGCAGCCUUCCGUAAACUCUGAUCGGGCUCUGGGUCUUGUUUGCCACAACGAAUGUCAGCCACGCCACUCAAAUGGUGCGCGUACUCAUAUCUAGUCCGUAGACCUAAGUUUUCCAUAUAACCAUAUGUAUGUAGAUUGCAUUUUAAUGGGUUUUUUACUAGGAUUAAGCAGGACACUCACAACUGGUAUGUGUGAGCCAGAAUCAAAGUGAAGUGAUCUCCCACACAUGGCAUUGUGCAACACUAAAAAGAAACACACACACACACAG
Messenger RNA from Drosophila subobscura, 3010 nucleotides. It is a transcript of the gene Nrk, whose product is annotated as tyrosine-protein kinase transmembrane receptor Ror2. Gene Ontology annotation, cellular component: signaling receptor complex. The transcript has 4 exons. Gene Ontology annotation, molecular function: transmembrane receptor protein tyrosine kinase activity; protein binding; ATP binding. The record is from RefSeq and is a predicted model, not a curated record. Bases 239 to 2470 code for a protein of 743 amino acids. Lineage: Eukaryota; Metazoa; Arthropoda; Insecta; Diptera; Drosophilidae. Gene Ontology annotation, biological process: protein phosphorylation; multicellular organism development; cell surface receptor protein tyrosine kinase signaling pathway.